Molecule: messenger RNA, 1527 nt
Organism: Solanum pennellii
Lineage: Eukaryota; Viridiplantae; Streptophyta; Magnoliopsida; Solanales; Solanaceae
Product: TLD domain-containing protein 2
Exons: 8
Coding region: 267-1277 (336 amino acids)
Source: RefSeq, a predicted model, not a curated record
UUUUUUUUUUCAGCUUUUAAUAUAAUUCGUCGGUGCUCUGUAUUUUCACCUCUGUUUUUUUUCUUCUUCUUCUUCAGCUUCUCAGAUCACAAAAAUCUGAAUGUAACUCAAGAAAAACACCCCCUUUUGCUUUUACAUUGCCAUUUUUAUCACUUUUUUGGAUUUGGGUUUCUCAAAUUAACCCUUGAAAUCUCAGUUUUUGAUCUGAAUUUCAAAGAUUUUGUAUUGGGUAAUUGGUUAAAACGAAGACAAACAAGUAGAUAGAUAUGUAUGGUGUAAAAGAUAAAGUUUCUGAGAAGCUAUCUCGAUUGUUUUCAGCUUCUCCUUCUAAAUCUGUUGAUCAACAAUCUCAGGCCAGGCUGUAUACUAAGGAGGGAAAAUCAAUAACAUCAUUUCUAUCUUUCCUUCUACCAUCAACAUAUUUUGUGAAUAUAAGAGAUCGAAGAGAGGUCAAACCACUUCAAUCAAAUUCUUUUACGUGGAGAAGUAAAAGUUUCUCGUUGCGCGAUAAACCUCUGGAUGAGUUUGAGGUUCACAAUGAUUACAAAGAGAUACCAGAUAUUCAUCCAGAAGAAGAUGAAAAUGGCUCCAUCAGGAGUUCAGUCUGUGUGAAGGAGACGGUAAAUGCAGACAACGAUAAUGGAGAGCCUACUUCUGCUGGGAGCAUUGCCAGCGGUUCUGAAACUUUUGAAGAUGCUCCUGAUAUACACAGCUUUGAGCAGUCACUGGCCUAUCUCACUACUGAUUCUGUUUUCAUUACUCCAAAUUUGUAUGAUUUUUUCCAGUCUUCCCUUCCUAAUAUAGUGAAAGGUUGUCAAUGGGUCUUGUUAUAUAGUACGGCCAGACACGGUAUAUCACUCCGCACUCUGAUUCGCAAGAGUGCUGAUAUUUCUGGUCCUUGCUUGCUGAUUACUGGUGAUAAGAAGGGUGCUGUGUUUGGUGGGUUGCUCGAGGCACCGUUAAAGCCUACUGCGAAGAGGAAAUACCAAGGAACAAAUCAAUCAUUUGUAUUCACAACUCUAUAUGGUGAACCAAGGUUAUUUAGACCAACAGGUGCCAAUAGAUAUUUCCACUUGUGUUUGAAUGAUAUCCUGGCACUCGGAGGAGGCGGAAAUUUUGCUUUAAGCUUGGACGGUGAAUUGUUAUCUGGCAGCAGUGGACCUUGUGAAACAUUUGGGAACUCAUUUUUGGCACAUGAUCAAGAGUUUGAACUGAGGACUGUUGAGCUAUGGGGUUUUGCGCAUGCGUCUCGAUACCUCCCCUCAUGCCAAGCCUAGAUUUUCUUGGUUCAUUUUUUUGUUAGCUGUACUUUUGAAUACUUCUAUUCAUUCUUUCGUGUCCAUGAAGCAGUUGUCUGUAUAAUCUGCUGGACAUGGGCCGAUUGUAGCGUAGGGAUGAAAGUCUAGCAAUUGUGAGUUGAUAUUCAUGUAGAUGAUUUUUAGUUCUGAAUCCUUCAAGCCAGGGAAGGCUUUAUAGUGUAUGAUUGUUGUGAUUUUAUGUAAUAGCAAACUACCAAGUUAAAUUUUA